This is a messenger RNA of Suillus clintonianus, 225 nucleotides long. RefSeq lists its product as uncharacterized. Gene Ontology annotation, biological process: DNA recombination; DNA integration. The record is from RefSeq and is a predicted model, not a curated record. The transcript is spliced from 2 exons. NCBI's taxonomy places the organism in Eukaryota, Fungi, Basidiomycota, Agaricomycetes, Boletales, Suillaceae. Gene Ontology annotation, molecular function: DNA binding. The annotation marks the transcript as partial.
GAAGCCCAUAUCUGUCCCACACAGGCACUCACUGCCUGGCUGCUUGAGUCUAAGCUAACAUCAGGCUACCUUUUCCCAAAAGUGGCAUCUGGUGACCGCAUAGCAGAGGCAAACAGCCCUAUGUCCUCAGAACAGUUCUUGGAACUCUUUUGGAACAACCUUCUCGACAUAAAUAUUGACCCUGCUCCCUACAGCACCCACUCAUUUCGUCAAGGAGGCUGCUAA